GUGCUGUGCGCGGCCGGCAUUCGACAGAAUCCAUGCAGCAAGACAGUCGGUUCGCCCUGUUGGAUGCCUGUUUUUGUCCGUUCAGAGUCUCCGAGGAAUGGCUCCACACAGGCGACUUGGUGCUUCUCAAAGUCUACUUGCGGGACAGCGAGGGAUACGUCGAGGCGGCUACGAACACGCAGGUCGAGGGCGUGGACGACUUCCACACCGGAACUGUAGACGUGCGCGACUUUAUUUUCGUGGUCGUGGAGCAGCUGAGUCAUCACAGGCCAACCCCAGAUAGUCCCAGAACUGCGAACUCUGGGCCUAUCGAUCCGGGCCCUGCAGUCUACGCACUGCAGCUGCGCAGCCUCGAAGAGCGUGCCAAGAUGGAGGCCGUCGACGGGGCCUCCAAGGGCUCACAGCUUGAAGUUUCCGGGUCCUCGGGGCUGGGUGGUUUCUAUGCGCUUAGCUAUCGCAGCCAGCUUCGGACUUUCAGGAUCCUGGCCAACACAGCCUCUGAAUCACCCUUCCCGCACAGCCCCUCGUGA
Symbiodinium necroappetens is the source of this 530-nucleotide messenger RNA. The record is from the annotation of a GenBank genome assembly. Lineage: Eukaryota; Dinophyceae; Suessiales; Symbiodiniaceae.